GAUCUAAUUCGCUGCUUCCUCCGGUGGGCGGAGCAGCAGCAGGACGGAGCCCGGCCGCGCUGCGCUGCUCUCGGCUGCGCUCCGUGUCUUUCCCCCCGCUCGCCGCUCCAUGGACUAACCGGAGGACGGGCUGCCUUGGCUGGGUGGAGGCGUCGGGACUGGGACUGGCCCCGGACCCGGACCCGGAGUGAGCGGACCAUGGCCGCCAAAGAGGACCUCUACAGCAAGAUCCUCCCGCGGAGGCUCCGGCAGAGCCGGCUCGGCUCCAUGAAGAGCGGCUCCAGCCUGGACGUGCUGCUGUCCAUGGGCUUCCCCAGACCCAGAGCACUCAAAGCGCUGGUUUCAACUGGAGGUCGGAGUGUGCAGGCGGCAUGUGACUGGCUCUUCUCCCACGUGGACGACCCCUUCCUGGACGACCCUCUGCCCCGGGAGUUCGUCCUGUACCUGCGGCCCAGUGGGCCCCUGCAGAACCAGCUCUCGCAUUUCUGGCAGCAGAGUCGUGUCACGUGUGGCAAAAACAAAGCGCACAACAUUUUCCCUCAUAUCACACUCUGCCAGUUCUUCAUGUGUGCAGACCACAAAGUGGAAGCUCUCUGCGAGGCCCUGCAGGCCACCGUCCAGCAGUGGCGGGGUCGUUUCCCCAGCCCGCUGCCCCUGGAGCUCUACACCUCCUCCAACUUCAUCGGCCUCUUCGUGGAGGAGCAGGUGGCCGACGUGCUGAAACAGUUCGCGGCUGACUUCGCCACUGAGGCGGCCAGGAAAGCAGAGGUGCAUGUGGAGCCUCACAAGAAGCAGCUCCAUGUGACCCUGGCCUAUAACUUCCCCUCCGAUCACCUCCCUGCUCUGGAGAAACUGGCCAAAGGCAUCGAGGUGAAGCUGGGCUGCGACUGGCUGGCUGUUCUCUUCUCCCGGGACAUUCGCUUCGCCAAUCACGAGACCCUGCGGGUGAUGUACCCCUACGUCCCGCAGAACGACGACGAGCUGGAGCUGCUCCCUGGGGACUUUGUCUUCAUGUCUGCGGUGGAUCAGAGCAGCACCAGCGAGGGCUGGGUGUACGGGUCCUCGCUGGCCACGGGGCUGUCCGGCCUGCUGCCGGAGAACUACGUCAGCCUGGCCGAUGAGUCUGACACCUGGGUGUUUCACGGCUCCCACUCCUUCUUCAGCUGUGGGCCUGCUGACAGGACCAGUAAAGACCGGGGGAUGUUCGAUGGGCUGCUGGACAGCCGUCGCCCCGAGAACACCAGUCCUGGAGACACGCCCACCCUCAGCCUCAUCUGCCACCCCAUGCAGGUCCUGCGGAUCAGCGGCGGUCACUCUCGACAGCCCAAACGGACACUUUUGGUGUGCCGACACGGCGAGAGGAUGGAUGUGGUGUUUGGAAAACACUGGCUUUCACUGUGCUCCGACAGCAAAGGAGGAUACGUGCGGUCCAACCUGAACAUGCCCCCCAGCCUGCCCCUGUGGGGGGGUCAGAGAGACUACGACAUGGAUGCUCCCAUCACUGUGCUGGGCUCGUCUCAGGCCCGCCUGGUCGGAGAAGCUCUGCUGGAGAGCAGCACCGUGCUGGACCUGGUGUACUGUUCUCCAUCCCUGCGCUGCGUCCAGACCGCGCAGAACAUCCUGAAAGGUCUGCAGCAGGAGGGGAAGCUGAAGCUCCGUGUGGAGCCGGGACUCUUCGAGUGGACCAAGUGGGUGUCCGGGACCUCCCUGCCCGCCUGGAUCCCCCCCGCAGAGCUGGCUGCUGCCCACUUCAGCGUGGACACCACCUACAGACCCCUGAUACCGGUCAGUAAGCUGACCGUGUCCGAGUCCUACGAGAACUACAUGAGCCGGAGCUUCCAGGUGACCAAAGACAUCCUGUCAGACUGCAGAAACACUGGAAACAACGUCCUGAUUGUCGCUCACGCCUCAUCUCUGGAGGCGUGCACACGGCAGCUGCAGGGACGCAGCCCGCAGAGCGCCAAGGACUUCAUCCAGGUGGUCCGAAAGAUCCCGUACCUGGGUCUCUGCGCCUGUGAGGAACAGGGCGACUCAGGGGUCUGGCAGAUGGUGGAGCCCCCCAUCCUGCCCCUCACACAUGGACCCAACCACACCUUCGACUGGAGGGAGACCCUCCUGCAGGAGUGAAGACCACCUGAACCCCCAGACCCCAGUGACAGAAGCUCCACCUCCCUUCUGGAUACCGGACCGCCUCAUCCCAUGAACGCCUCCAUUCAUCCUGCGACUGCGAGACAUUCCUCCGGGCUACAUGUUAGCAUGGCUGUGGCUACGUGUUAGCAUGGCUGUGUGGGAUGUCGUCAUGCUUAUUUAGAGCCUGUUUACAUGACUACGUUUCAAGUGACAACGUAUUCUUCUCAUGUUUUCAUUUCAGUUUGACGUUUACAUGGCAACAUUUUGAAAACAAAGUCCAUUUCUAUUGAAACAGCAAAAAAA
Messenger RNA from Salarias fasciatus (jewelled blenny), 2433 nucleotides. RefSeq names its product ubiquitin-associated and SH3 domain-containing protein B-like. NCBI's taxonomy places the organism in Eukaryota, Metazoa, Chordata, Actinopteri, Blenniiformes, Blenniidae. Bases 199 to 2127 code for a protein of 642 amino acids. The record is from RefSeq and is a predicted model, not a curated record. Gene Ontology annotation, molecular function: protein binding. The transcript has 14 exons.